Spinacia oleracea (spinach) is the source of this 922-nucleotide messenger RNA. RefSeq lists its product as uncharacterized. The record is from RefSeq and is a predicted model, not a curated record. The transcript has 3 exons. The coding region runs from base 70 to 672 and encodes 200 amino acids. NCBI's taxonomy places the organism in Eukaryota, Viridiplantae, Streptophyta, Magnoliopsida, Caryophyllales, Amaranthaceae.
GUAAUUUAAAGCUACUAAUUAAGCUAAGGAGGACAUUAAACACCAAGACAAAAGGAGAAGUCCAUCAAAAUGGGAGCGGCUAAUAUUGUGGUGUACAUAGUCGUGGGUUUCCUUGGUUUGAUUGCUGCUGCUCUUGGCUUUGUUGCUGAGGCCACUAAGGUUAAGGCGGCCGACAUUAGUAUAUCGAGAUUUGAUGGUUGCGAAUACCCCAGCAGUCCUGCUAGCAUACUUGGAUAUGUUGCAGCACUACUCUUACUUAUCGUACUAAUUACAAUUAGUGCGGUAACUCGUUGCGCUUGCUGCCAGAGAAAUAAUUCUAACACUCGGUCGUCGUCUGCUGGAGCAAUCUUCUUUUUCAUAAUAUCCUGCAUUGCUUCAAUUAUCGGAAUCGGUAUCCUAAUAGCUGCUGCUAAUCUCAGCACACGUCAAGAGUCUCUCAGUUCAUUAGGACUUUGCUACUAUGUAAAACCAGGCGUAUUUGCCGCCGGUGGCGGUUUGGCACUUGUGGCGAGUAUCCUCGGUCUAUGCUCCUAUGGUGCUUCGACAAGGAACCGUGGCCAACAAGCACCGGCAGCGGUUCCUUCUCAAGGUGGUAUUGCCAUGGCAAACCCUCAGUUUGAUAUUGCCCCUUCAUACUCGAACCCCAAGCAGCAAGGGCAAUAUGCUGUUUGAGUUAUUACAAGUAUUUUCUUUGUGGAUUUUGAGGUCAAGUCUAAUUAUAUAAGGGUGCUUCAAUUUAAAUGUUUGGAAUGAGAUUGCAUAGUUUGUGAUUUUGAUAUGUAAAAGCAUUGAAUUGUUAUUAGAAAAACUUUUGCCUAGCUUCUUUGUAAAUACUUCGUACAUGUAGCCAGUACAUAAAUAACUUCCGUGAACUUUAGUAUGCACAUAAAAUAUUUAAAAUACCCGUAGACUUAAAUUGUUA